Toxotes jaculatrix (banded archerfish) is the source of this 1502-nucleotide messenger RNA. RefSeq lists its product as uncharacterized. The coding region runs from base 18 to 941 and encodes 307 amino acids. Gene Ontology annotation, molecular function: protein binding; guanyl-nucleotide exchange factor activity. The record is from RefSeq and is a predicted model, not a curated record. Gene Ontology annotation, biological process: positive regulation of GTPase activity. Gene Ontology annotation, cellular component: cytosol. NCBI's taxonomy places the organism in Eukaryota, Metazoa, Chordata, Actinopteri, Toxotidae. The transcript has 5 exons.
CCAGAGGACGGAACAGAAUGGGACACCCUAACGUGCCGCUCACAUACAGUUACACGCGAUCCCACAGGGACAAACGCAGAUCCAGCCGACUGCAACCUUACACACCAAAUGACAACCUGAACAAUGCGUUAGGCGCCAUCAGGGUCCUUGGUUUGGAGCUGAUCGAGGAUGAACUCAAACCACAUCUGAACACAGUGCUGACCAACAUUAAGGAGAGGAAGAAAGGCGCUGCUGAGCAGGUAGUGAUAAGUGGCAUCCUGCCAAUCCUGGCCCUGUCUCUGAGGAGCAGAGGGCCCCUCACUCUGCUGACUGCAAAACUAGUGGCUGAACUUGCAAAGGAAUCCGUGGUUCGUAAAGGUUUCGGUGAUGCAGGCCUGGUCACGGCUCUGUUGUCGGUGCUGACCAGUUCAGAUCGCGAACUGCUCCUUCACGCUGCGAGGGCCAUCUCGCGAAUGUCUUAUGAUAGCUCUAAGCAGCAGGAGCUGUUACUGCGACGCGGUGCAGUGCCUCGUCUCGUCGUCAUCCUGCUUCGUUUUCCUGAUGAGGAGGCCCUGGAGGAGGUGUGCCUUCAGGCCCUGUGUAACCUCAGUGGCAUGGGAAUGGCAGAAGAGGCAGGGAUGGUCUGGGAGAGGGGUACAUCCGUGAGGCCAGGGGAGUCCGUGUUUCAUGGCGUUUCUCCUCACACUUGUGGUUUCGCUUCUUCUGUGACUCUGGUACGCGUGUGUCAGUGGGCACCAGGUCAAUAUGCGGUCAACAUCGAGGUUUUCCAGCGCUGCUCCUCCUCCUUCUGGAGCCUUCAUGGGAACAAACGCUCUGCUCGGUGGUUCCCGUUCUCCAGCUUGGGGAGUUGUUCAAAUCUGCUGAAGUUGAUCAAGUUCUCUACGAGGAACGUUCCUCGGACAAAAAGUCUGAAGAUUCGUGUGUUCCACACUUUUCUCUGACAGCUGAAAUACUGCAAACAUGGCGGCCUAAACUAACUGGCAAACAAAACGGAAUGGUUCCUGUGACCGUCUUUCAGUACUGAUUAUUAACAUGCACCAAAACAUCAGGGAAUGUUUACACUCAGUAAACCUGGACAAUCACACUUGGAUCUGUUAUCUCUGCUCCUGUCUUUUUGUUUGCAUUCCUUGGCUCAUUUUAUGAGUUAAAAAAAGAUCUGUUUUCUUCUCAAAAUUGACUUUUCCACCACCCUUUGCUUUUGCAAUGCAUUAGAUGAAUCAUGGAUAAGGAAAAUGCUGUAAAUCAAUUUAAAAACAUUCUGUGUCUGAACAUGAAAACCUUAAAAUGAAUGCUAUCACCAUGUCCUUUCUGAUAAUUUGUUCACAAGUGCUUGAAAUCAUUGUGAAUUUCUGUCCAAGGCAGCAGUACAGACAGAUUGAUAUUCUUUUAUACAUUGCAAGUCAAAUAUAACACUUUUUUUAAAUUAUGUCUCUUUCGAUUUUACCCUAUAUUUUUGAUUAUUUGCAGAUCUUUGACUCCCGCUUUAAAUAAUAAAAUAUCUU